Molecule: messenger RNA, 3331 nt
Organism: Triplophysa dalaica
Lineage: Eukaryota; Metazoa; Chordata; Actinopteri; Cypriniformes; Nemacheilidae
Exons: 13
Coding region: 155-3151 (998 amino acids)
Biological process (GO): signal transduction
Source: RefSeq, a predicted model, not a curated record
CGCCCACCGCCAAUCAUUUCACACGGUUCAUACGAAAACACACGUUGAACAAACGUAACCGUUUCCAUGUCUUAAACGUGCCAGUGAAGGGAUAGUAAAACAAUACAAACUUUAAAGUUAGAUAGGAAAGUUUUAGCUCGUUGACGGUCGCAUAAUGGCUGGAUUAACAGAGGAGCGUUUGCGCGUGGUCGCGAUCAUUCACGCGCUGAAGGCUGUCGGCAUCCGCGUGAAAAACUGGAAGAAUCUUCUGAACGGAAAUUCAAACUCCGAACAAACGCUCACUGAGAAAAAUGGGCCACAACGCUUUGCUUUCGGACGUGACCUGCACUUGCUACCUCAACAACAACUGUCUGAAAUGGGUGGUACAGUACCUCAGUUCUUGGUGGAGGCCUGUGGGUACCUGUCACAGCAUCUGCAUACCGAAGGUCUUUUCAGGAAGACUGGAUCCCUGAGUCGCAUCCGUGCAUUAAGGGCAGAUCUGGAGCAGAGAAAGACUUUCUUUCGCCCACCUCACGCAGACCUCUUGCAGCCAUGCGACGUCGCGUCUCUCUUCAAGCAGUUCCUGCGUGAGCUGCCGUCGCCUCUCAUCCCUACAGACCUCCAGGGUCCCCUGAUUCAGGCUCAGGGGCUUGCGAUAUCACAUGACCAGGAGGUGGCGAGAACCAGAACAACUCUACUUAUAACAGCUCUGAUUCCUUCAUCUCACGCCCGUGCGCUGAGAUACAUUUGUACCUUUCUGCGACAGGCUGCAGAGAGAUGCAGUGAGAACAGAAUGGAUGUAAACGGUCUGGCUGUUGUGAUAGCCCCGAACCUGCUCCAGUCUCCAGCGCAACUCUCCAAACUGACAGUGGACACUGAGAAGCAUCUAGACCAGCAGGCAGCAGUGAUCAAAACACUUAUUCUUCAUGCAGACCGUAUUGGUAUCGUUCCAUCAUGUGUGAUGGAGGCAUCACAAACAACAGGGGUGACAGACACACCCUCUCCUGCGGGUGGUGCUAUAUUCAGCAAGAGAACAGGACUGAGUGUGUACAGAAGCCUGAGACGACAACGGAGACGAAGCGUUGGCGAGAUAUUUGUAGAUGCUUUUUCCAAACUGAAGCCAUGUCGUACUCCCACCGGACCACCUAUAUCUUUAGAUGUCAUAUCAGAUCCUUCAUUCUCAAAAAGCCCCACUCCACAGUCACCAAUCACAGUCAAACGCAAAGCCACUCAUGAGACUUUUCCUGAACUCGAAGGAUCUGCUAAAAAACGGCGUUCUCUGCAUGACCUAAGAGAAGACACGCCGUCCUCAAUCAGCCAGCCAACAGAGGAAUCCACAGGCGUUCGCACUCCCCUGGAGGAAAAGAGUUGUAAGGAAGAUGUCAACACUUGCAAGAAGAGAAACCAGACUAGGGAGCACUGGAAAUCUCUUCGGCCUCUGGGACUGGAGGAAAAAGCUCACCGGAGAAAACGCUCUCUUCGCUUUUUCACUAUGUCCAACCACAUAUCACCAACACACAAAGAUUUUGAAAAUGGUUUAGAAAAUCAUGAUGUACAACCUGACUAUAAGAGUAGUAUCGAUGGUGAUGAAUCUCCAAGGGUACCACUAAUACUUAUUGAUGGACCAGAAGGAGUUGUCGUUGGAAAUGAGGUUGAAGAUGACCCAGAUCUUCUUAACUGCAGUUUUGUUGAAAGGCAUAAUGACUUUAGUAAUUCAGUGGGAUCUGAAGUCCCUUGCUUUCAAAAACAGGAAAGUGAGGAACCUUGUGAGGAUGAAUGCUGGACUGUACUUGAAGAUGAAAAGUUUGUACCACUAGGUGAACACGCAGCGAUUAAAUCUGUAACUCCGAAUGAAGUUUUGGAGUUUAAGGGAACAGAAGAUCAGGAACUGGUGCGAGAAACGAAGCCGGUGGGAGAGCCAUCACGUAAGGAAUCCAAAGAAGCUAAGAAAAAGAGCUCCAAGAACCGCUCCCGUCCACGCAGAUCCAUAAGCUUGCCUGAGGUGACGCUGGAGUCAUGUUGUGAUGAGAUUCCUGGGAUGGAAAAGGAAGUUGGAAGGGCUGAACCGGAGAUGGUAAAUCGUGUCUGGCCAUUGUUUGCCAGGCUGACCCUUUCAAAUGAGCCGGUUAGUAAAACAACGGAGAAUCACAAUGUGGGAAGCAGGGAGGUGCCAGGCCAAGAGAUGACAGGCACCGUUAAAAUGAGGAAGAAACAAGACAAGAUGGCAGAUUCGACUCUUGGUUUCAAAAGACCCCAUCAGCGCUUGUCCAUGGCUGAGCGACUUCGAAGUUUUAGCGCUUUGACAUUGCUGCUCCGGACAUCACGGGCGGCACCUCAGUUUCGGGACAAACCACAAGAAUGUCUUCAGAAGGGGGCUACGCGUCUUAGGAGGCAGGGGGCACGGCGGUUUGGACGCUCUAUUAGCCAUGAGGGAGUAUCAGAGAGACUGCGAGAGAGCCCUGAGAGUUCUCCACCUGCAAAUCAAGCUUUCAUAGGAAUAUGUGACGCUAGCCCUGAUUCAGGCGUGGAGUCUGUGGAUCAUGAAUUGAUCAGCGACUUGCAUCGAGAAGAGGUGUGCAAGAGGUCACAAUAUUCCCCAAAAUCCCAGCCAAGUAUUGAUGGGAAUGUAGGUUGUUUGCUAGCGAGGUUAGAGAGAAAUCAAGAAUCUGAAGUGGAUAAGAACGAAUUUCAGUCGUUGAGUAAGAAAUCUGAGCAGCCUGACAAACCCACACUGGAUUUCGCGGAGUCUGAUCUUCAUAAACUUGAUGAUCAAAAGAAUCAUGAUAGAGAUUCUGGUGUUCGUUUUCAUUUCGACGAACAUCAAGUCCUUUCACCUGAUUCUACAUCUCCAACAUUCUUCCAGCAGAUGGCGCCGUUGAAUCCCUUCGGAGACGCAAGCCCGGAUGAAGAUGAAGUCUCUCCUCUCCCUAAAACAGAGGAAAACCCCUCAUGGCUGUACGCAAGUCCAACAUUUCAGUUUGCACCUUGCAAAGCUUUUGGGUCAUUGGUGCUUGAUGAUGUCAUUUCUGAGGAUGAUGAACGAUUAUCUUACGAGAUGUCCCCUCCAGCUUUUCAUUUCAGACCUCCGACCACUCGAAGACGCUACAGAGACUCUCCCCGUUGGCCAUCCCAUGAAGUCCGCAUGUCUGCUUGGAACCCGUUGCCCCUUUAAAUGUUCUAGUUCUUAUUGAUUGGGUUAAUAAAUAUUAGUUCCCCACGAAAUAGCACUUGAAUCGGAUUUGUUACGGCAAAUGUUCAUUUGUGGAAAAGUGAUUUUUAUUGUUGGUACUUUUGUUUGUCAGUUGUCACACAAUGUUUUUCUUUGUUCUUAAUAAAGUUUUAAAUAGUUCAC